Clupea harengus (Atlantic herring) is the source of this 2075-nucleotide messenger RNA. It is a transcript of the gene mief2, whose product is annotated as mitochondrial elongation factor 2. Gene Ontology annotation, biological process: mitochondrion organization; positive regulation of mitochondrial fission. Gene Ontology annotation, cellular component: mitochondrial outer membrane. The record is from RefSeq and is a predicted model, not a curated record. Lineage: Eukaryota; Metazoa; Chordata; Actinopteri; Clupeiformes; Clupeidae.
GUGUGUGUGUGUGUGUGACAUUCACUCCAUGUCCUGGCGCGAGUAUUGAGCCACAGGGGCACCAGCCGGGCCAGCGACGGGAUUGGAUGAUGCUGACUGGGAAACAGCUGCCGGAGGUCGGACCCCAUGUUCAUUGGAUAAUUCACAUGCCAAUCAAGCAACCCAUGGCGGGUGUGGGUCCGGGGGAGAUACAGCGCACUAGCGGAACAGCAAAUGUGAUCUAAACGGUACAGCUAAUGUUAUCUAAACGGUACAGCUAAUGUUAUCUAAACGGCAGUCUCAGCUUAUGUAGCGUCAAGUUACAUGUGCAGAUGUUGUGGAGGACGUGAACUGACUCGAGGCAGUGCUGUGAUUGGCUGACUCAGACCCAUGUGACCUGCAGCGGCCCACAGGGCUGUGAUGUAUUACCACGGGAGGAGGCGGGGCCAGGAGGGGGUCGGAGCGAUCAUCGACUUCCUGUUGGCCAACGCCCGGCUGGUCAUCGGGGUGGGCGGAGCCGCCAUACUGGGUAUCGCCACACUGGCAGUGAAGCGGCUCAUUGAACGUGCAGGCAGGACAGCAGAAGAAAACAAGCCAAUCACGGACAGCUGGGAGGAGCUUGGCCUGGGUAGCUCCUCCCCCAAACUGCUGAAGAAGGGAAUUGAGGGUGUGGUUAUGAAAAAGAUUGCCGCGGCAACCAAGAAAGCUGAUCUUUCCCAGCCGGCUCCUCCUGUGCAUGCGUUGGAGAUCCGCCCGGCUGAGAGUGUGUGUGUGCCUGUGGCUGCGGCGCGUGUGUGUGUGUCCCUGCAAGAGCGUCUGCAGCAGUACUACGCCACGCGUGUGUGUGUGUGUCGGGACGGAGCCUCGCGGGCCCAGCGCCGCGCCCUGGAGAUCGGCACGGAGAUCCACGCCUUCCUGCGGGGCAAACACACACUCAUGCCCCUGGGGGAACUCCGCCUGGCAGGCUCGCUCCUGGACGACCUGCAGGUCCUCACACCGGACCACACCUGUCUGCUGGUCCACCUACAGGUGGAGGAGUCUCUGUGGUCGGUCAUCAGAGGAGAGGACACGUUCCUGUCCCACCCCCAGCUCUUCCUGAUUCGUCGAGAAAAUCUGGAAUACUUCCCCCGGGGGCGGAGCUACUGGGACCACUUCCUGGUGGGCGGGUACCUCUCUGCGCGCCUGAUCGCCGAGACGCUGGCCAAGUCCGUUACCGAGGCGAUGAACUGGCCGUCCCUGACCGGGACCCUGGAGUGCGAGGUGCGCCCCGUCCUGGGAGGAGACGGCAUCAAGCUGGAGGUCUGCCCUGGCGACGGUUUCCAAGGCGACGGCGAGGACGAGGACGAGCGGCUGUUUGUGCGCGUGCUGCCGACGGUCCGACUGGGGGAGGAGUCUGUCUGUGCCCGGCCCCGCCCACCCUGCGAGCACGCCUGGUUCCACAGCCUGUACCCCAAGGAGGCGGGGCUUCUGGCCAGCCGGGACCAAUCGGAUGGCGGCGUGAGGAGGAAGUGCCUGAAGACCAUGAAGGCCAUCUGCCGCACAAACCCCGCCCUGCGACGCCUCUCCGGCCGUCACCUCAGCAACCUGCUGCUGCAUCUCAGCGACAAGGAAGCUGAUUGGUCGGAGGAGGCCUUCAGUGGGCGGUUCCAGCAGGCCAUUGAGGAGCUGAUUGGCCACCUGGAGCUGGGGAAACUGCCCAGCUACUUUACGCCAGCUGUCAAUCUUCUGCAGGAGUUCAGCGAAGACGACAUCGACGAGAUGGGUUUCAUGCUGUACUGUGCUGUCUCCCAACCAGAGAUACUACUGAUCUAACACACACACACACACACACACACACACACACACACACACACACACACACACACACACACACACACACACACGAGAUGGGCUUCAUGCUGUACUGUGCUGUCUCCCAGCCAGAGAUACUACUGAUCUAACACACACACACACACACACACACACACACACACACGACACACACACACACACCAGAAUAUUAUGUGCAGACAGAAUUUCUGAUCUAGUAGUGGUUUUAUCUAAUAUCAUCUUAUACACACUCACAAACAUACCACACACACACACCACGCACGCAC